This is a messenger RNA of Lodderomyces beijingensis, 1245 nucleotides long. Lineage: Eukaryota; Fungi; Ascomycota; Pichiomycetes; Serinales; Debaryomycetaceae. The record is from the annotation of a GenBank genome assembly.
AUGGUGGUGAUAUUUGAUAUACGAAUAGCCCCGCCAGAAUUUAUAAUCAGACACAAUACUCGCGAAGCGAUUGGUUCGUUCUGUUGGAUACCGCCAACUCUGGAUAUGGAGGACACUGAUACCAACACCGACAACCACAGCAGCAGCAGCAGCAGCAACCAGAUUCUUGUGUUUUCCAAACACGAUCUUUUAGCCAAGCUAUAUCUGUUGGACAAUAUGCAACUCCUAUAUACGAUAACCAAGCCAUUUUGGAAUGGCACCCAAUUGAGUCUGCGACAGUUUUGGUAUGUUAUAGCUGACUCGUCAGUAUACAAUGUUCCUCCCACCAUUUACCAAUUUUACAAUGAUGGCACAACUAGCGCCAUAGUCGCUAAGAAGCGGCUCCCCCGAUUUGUCACCAAAGAGACUAUAAUCAGCCUCUCACCAAGCGGGAAGUGGCUCCAAAUCUUGGAUCCAGGCGACUCGUUACUUGGCUUUAAUCUAAAGCUAUUUGGUGUUCUUACAAGUGCGGAACCUGUUAGUGAUGAGAUGACGCCGAUUGUGGACCUUGAACAGAACAUGGAUGAUACCCUAGCUGACGACGAAGAAGUUGUGGAAAUUUAUCGUGAGAGGUUCAAAAGCGCAUGGUUCGCGGUGGAAGGAGAGGAGUUUUUGUUCAUUUACAACUCCGGUGGCAUUUUUUUUGAAGUGCAAGUAUUUUGCAUCAAUUUGCUCCGCAUUGUUCAGCGUCGACGGAUCGAUUUUCUUUCGACAGGUUCAACGGGGUGGGCCCAGGAGAAUGGCACAUUGAAGCUUAGUCGUUAUUUGCAAGCACCGCCCAAGGGAUCAAUCAAUCAACCAAUCAUUAGAAACAACCGUUUGCAUCUAAUUGUUGAUGAUGUUUAUGUCUAUUCCUACAAGAUCCAACUCCAAAAGAACAAUGUUCAUUUUGAACUCAUCACCAUGCUCAAGUCAUCUAGCAAUGUCACUCAAGUAGUCGAGACCAAUUCAAAUUCUUGGGUAGUUGCCACAAGACAUCUGGUUUUAAGAUACCAAAACGACAGCUAUCAAGUGGUUAAGACCACCUUGAGUUCAAUCAAGUCGGUGACCAUGCUCGCGCACGAGCAAAUGUUGGUGCUAUAUUCAGAUAUGGAGCUGAAAUGGGACAUUGCCGAUGCAUCGAGUCACGUGAACCUGCAAUCUUUGACGGAUGCCACCGAAAUCACAGAUACUUUUUACCGGCGCAAGCGAUUGAAAACUCGGUAA